Raphanus sativus (radish) is the source of this 668-nucleotide messenger RNA. Its product is annotated as protein COLD-REGULATED 15B, chloroplastic-like. NCBI's taxonomy places the organism in Eukaryota, Viridiplantae, Streptophyta, Magnoliopsida, Brassicales, Brassicaceae. Bases 136 to 537 code for a protein of 133 amino acids. The record is from RefSeq and is a predicted model, not a curated record. The transcript is spliced from 2 exons.
UUACGAUGCCACGUGAUUUGGAUUGUAGUUGACUACUAUCUAUAAAAACGAUGAUACUAUUCGAGAAGAGAUUAUACUCAUCAUCUCACUCUUGUUCCUCUUUAAACUCCUCCUUUGAUUUCUUUUGCUCUCUUCAUGGCGAUGUCAUUCUCCGGAGCUGUUCUCAGUGGGAUUUGUUCUUCUUUCCCCAGCGGAGCAGCACAGCAGAGCGGCGUUGGCGCCGUCGGUUUUGGCCGGAAAACUGAGCUCGUCGUCGUCGCUCAGCGCAAGAAGUCGUUGAUCUACGCCGAUAAAGGUGACGGGAACAUUCUUGAUGACCUCAACGAGGCCACAAAGAGAGCUUCGGAUUAUGUGACAGAGAAGACAAAGGAGGCGUUGAAAGAUGGCGAGAAAGCAAAAGACUACGUUACUGAGAAGAACGUUGAAGCCAAAGACACUGCAUUGGAUGAAGCUCAGAAAGUUUUGGAUUAUGUGAAGGAAAAAGGAAACGAAGGAGAGGCUAAGGACACCAAAAGGCAUGAUGAUUCAACCACUUAACUAGUAUAUUAUAUAUAUAUAUAUAUAUAUUAUAUGUAUCAAUCCUUCAGGUUUCAUGUUAAAUAUUUUACAACACGAUCAUGGUUUGUCUAUUUCACUAUUUGAAAUAAAAGAUAUGUUACUUAACUACU